Molecule: messenger RNA, 273 nt
Organism: Scutellospora calospora
Lineage: Eukaryota; Fungi; Glomeromycota; Glomeromycetes; Diversisporales; Gigasporaceae
Source: the annotation of a GenBank genome assembly
AUGGUAGAAAUAAUAGGCUUAGUCGGAGGAGAACCAUUUUAUUGUCCGUCAAAUAUUACCUACAAUUCCACCGAAUUUUAUACAGCUUGCCAGGUUCGUGCUGCAAAUUUUGUUGCCAUGUGGGUAUUUGCCUUGUUGGCAGUAAUAUUAAUGGUAACUAUUCCUGCGGGACUUUUUCCACAUGGUGACCACGAACGUGAAAUGGUCAAAGAUAAACCGAUUGAUGUUCUCGGGUUAUGGACGAAUUGUGAUCCGGUAUAUCAUGUGAAGUAA